This is a messenger RNA of Ipomoea nil (Japanese morning glory), 2334 nucleotides long. RefSeq names its product L-type lectin-domain containing receptor kinase IV.2-like. The record is from RefSeq and is a predicted model, not a curated record. Bases 181 to 2109 code for a protein of 642 amino acids. Gene Ontology annotation, molecular function: protein kinase activity; carbohydrate binding; ATP binding. Gene Ontology annotation, biological process: protein phosphorylation. NCBI's taxonomy places the organism in Eukaryota, Viridiplantae, Streptophyta, Magnoliopsida, Solanales, Convolvulaceae. The transcript has 2 exons. Gene Ontology annotation, cellular component: plasma membrane.
CAUAGUAUAAGGUGAGGUAAUAUAUGUUUAAAAAAAUCAUAAGAUAGGAAAUAACUAAUAAGCCCUUGGAAAAGUAAUAUUCACAUUCCUUAGAUAACAAGUGGAUAGUGAAAGUUCUUGGACAGAACAUCAUAUUACCUCAAUUACUCCAAGCUCAGAACCAUUUGCUUUAUCACAGUUAUGGUGGCCAUGGAAGCAUAUUUCUUCUUCAUUCUGCAUAUUUUCUUUCUAGGGCUAGUUAGUCCAGAGAUCAGCUUCACAUACCAUGGAUUCCAGCAUGCAAACUUGACGCUAGAUGGAGCGGCAUUCAUGAGCACCACUUUUGUGUUCUCCAUCAACCCAAAGUACACUGAUCUCGGAGGGCAUGGCCUUGCCUUUGUUCUUCAGUCGAGCAAACACCCGCUGGCUUGUCUUGCUAACCAAUACUUGGGUCUCCCGAAUGAUACGAGUGUUUCAGAGUUCAAUGAAGAUUUCCUGGCAGUUGAGUUUGAUGUAGUCCAGAAUCUCGACCUCAAGGACAUUAAUGACAAUCAUGUAGGAAUAGACAUAUCCAGUCUCAUUUCUAACAUUUCUGAGCCAGCCGCAUAUUAUGUGGAUACCAACAGAACCAAGAACGUUUCCAUCAAUCUAAAAGGGGGAGAUCCAGUUCAAGCAUGGAUAGAUUACAGUAGCCGAGGGAUGGUGCUUAACAUCACUUUAUCUCCACUUGGAAUCUCGAGGCCAGAUCAACCUCUGAUAUCUCUCCCAAUCGACCUCUCGGGAGUUCUUGAUGAUUACAUGUACGUAGGCUUCUCUGCUUCCACGGGGUUACUCGCUGCUGCUCAUAAUGUAAUGGGGUGGAGUUUCAGGGUUGGAGGGAAAGCAAAAGAUUUAGAUCUCUCUAAGCUUCCCUCUCUUGUGAAACCCAAGAAGGUAGUGAAGAAGAGAGGAUUUGUGGUUGGUUUAACGUUCGCCAGUGUGGCAGUGGUUUUCCUGCUCAUCGGUGCUGCUCUUCAUUUCCUGCACAAAUUUACAGAUGAAGAUGAGAUCCUUGAAGACUGGGAAAUCGGGUGCAGCACCCAUAGAUUCAAAUACUCAGAGCUCUCCACCGCUACUAGGGGGUUUGGAGAGGGAAACCUUGUAGGAAAAGGAGGAUUCGGGAAAGUCUACAGGGGAGUUAUCCCUAGCACAGGGCUAGAAGUGGCAAUCAAGAGAGUUGCCCAAGGGUCAUGUCAGGGAAUGCAAGAAUUUAUAGCAGAAAUAACAAGCUUGGGAAGGCUAAGGCAUAGAAACCUGGUCCAAUUAUGCGGGUGGUGCAGGAGACGAGAUGAGCUCCUCAUAAUUUACGAGUACAUACCUAAUGGAAGCCUGGACAAGUUGCUCUACGACAAUCCUCAGCAGAAAAAGAAGAUGCUCACUUGGGGGCAGAGGUACAAGAUCCUUACGGGUGUGGCACAGGCAUUGUUAUACCUGCACGAAGAAUGUCAGCAGAUAGUAGUUCACAGAGACGUGAAGCCAAGCAAUGUUCUAAUAGAUGCAGAUCUCAAUGCAAAGCUUGGUGAUUUCGGGCUAGCAAGGAUUUACGAACAUGGAAUCCAACCCAAGACUACACACAUUGUGGGAACGCUGGGUUACCUGGCUCCUGAAUUCACGAGAACUGGUAAAGCUACAAGAAGCACAGAUACAUACGGCUUUGGAGUGCUUUUGCUCGAGGUAGCAAGUGGCAGACGACCUAUCGAGCCUCUGAAGACUGCCCAAGAACUCGUGUUGGUAGACUGGGUAAAGGAAUUACAUUCACAGGGGAAGAUAGUUCAAGCAGUCGAUCCCACCCUCGAUGUGUACAAUCUCCAUGAAGCAGAGCUUGUCCUUAAACUUGGACUGAUAUGCACCCAUCUCAUUCCAGAAUACAGACCAACCAUGAGAAGGGUAGUGCAAGUUCUGUCUGGUGAUGCCAGUCUUCCCAACUUUCAUCCCGAUUUCCACACAGCUAGGGCUACAGCAGACUACUCUUACAUAUAUCAUGACGACUCUGAUCCUUUCUCGGGCAAGGCCACUUCCUCCAAGGGCACUAGCUUCUCGAGCUUUGACAAUAAGAUUUCUCCUAAACAUGCUUCAAGGAUUACUUUCUGAAUCUGUGAACACACCUGAAAGCAGAAAACUAAAAUAGUGCAUUUGAUGGUAGCUGGUAAGAGUGCAAAUUGUUAAUCUUCCUCUGUAUGAUUAACUCAAAGCACAUGAAAAGUUAGUGCAUGAGAGUAUAGCAAUGUCAAAGGAUUCUAUGAAUCAAUGUAAUCGUUAUGGCAUAACAAUCUCAAAGAUGUAUGAAUCAUUAACUGACAUGCACUUUCACUCUUU